Molecule: messenger RNA, 1546 nt
Organism: Vanrija pseudolonga
Lineage: Eukaryota; Fungi; Basidiomycota; Tremellomycetes; Trichosporonales; Trichosporonaceae
Product: Major facilitator superfamily domain-containing protein 1
Exons: 7
Coding region: 9-1529 (506 amino acids)
Biological process (GO): transmembrane transport
Molecular function (GO): transmembrane transporter activity
Source: RefSeq, a predicted model, not a curated record
CACACGACAUGACUACCCCCGCGACGGAAGCGCUAUCUGAUUACCCGCACGAGAAGUCGCCCGACGACGAGGGCGGGGUAGACGGCGCCUCGACCGCCCCGCCGCCCGAGAUCCCGACCCGCGUGCGCGUCACGGCCGUGUGCCUCAUCAUCCUCUUCUUCACUGGUGUCCAGUUCGCCGAGAGCGUCAUUCUGCCGCUUAAGACGCUGCUGAAGAAGGAGCUCAAGAUCAACAAUGCGCAGUACGGCGUCGUGUCGAGCGCGAGCAGCGUCGUCAACACGGUGCUGCCUAUCAUUGGCGGUGGGCUCAUGGACCGGUGGGGCGGCAAGCGUGUCGCGCUCGUUUCCUCGUUCAUCGUCACCCUUGGGUCUGUCCUGGCCGCCAUAUCCUCCGUGCACAACAACUACAGCCUCUUGGUCGGCGGUGAGAUCCUGCUCGGAUUCGGAAGCACAGUGUCCGAGGUGUGCCAGUACAAGCUGUACCCGCACUACGUGAGCGGUCGGCACAUGGCGCUCGUGUUCGGCUUGACUCUGGCGUGGAAUCGCCUGAUUUCUGUCAUUGCAAAGGUUGCCGCGGUGCCCAUGACGCAGCUCGACCACCACUGGGGGUGGGCGCUGUGGAUCAGCGCGAUCCUGUGCGCGUUCAGCUUUGGCAGCGUCGUCGCAUAUGCUCUGUACGAGCGGUCUCUGCCCAAGGAGUAUCGCCCGCCGUCUAGUAGGAACAAGAAGCAGAACUUGGUGCAGCUCACUGGCAUCCCGCUCGUGCUGCAGCUGCCCAAGUUCUACUGGAUCAUGAACGCCACACAGAUGCUCCAGCACGGCGUGUGGGCUGUCUACAACGCCAACGUCGCCGACAUGCAGGUCAAGACGCGCGGCACGACGCAAGAAGCGGCGGGGUACAACUCGUCUCUGCAGUCCGUCAUUCCGGUAGUCCUCACGCCCGUCGCGGGCUUCUUCUUCGACCGCGUGGGACACCGCAUGACCUUUGUGUCCCUCACCGCAGCCCUCUACAUCGUCGUGUUCGUCCUCAUUGGCCUGACGAAAGUCAACGCCCUCGCGCCCAUCAUCCUCUCGUCCUUCGCGUACGUCACCAACCUGCUGCCGUACUUCGCCGCCCUGCCGAUCCUGAUCGACGGGACCGAGCUGCUCGGCACAGCGUUUGGCGUGUUCCAGGCGUUUGCGAACAGCGGCAGUUUGAUCAUGAACGUGGCGGUGGGCGCGAUCCAGGACAACACCCCGCACCAAAAGUACGACCGCGUCAUCUACCUCCUCAUCGCGCUCAAGGUCGUCGACGUCGUCUUGGGCCCAGUGUACAUCUACCUCGACCGCCGGUGGCUCCGCGGCAGUCUCCAGCUGCCCGAGCGCACGCGCGUGGCCAUCCUCGACGAGGUGCACGCCGAGGGCGAUACGCUCGAGGGGCUCAAGACGAGCAAGCUCACCACGGCGGUGUGCGGCGGCAUCCUCAUCGCCAUGACGAUAACAGGCAUCACCAUCUACGUCAUCUACUCGCUCGGCGCGAGCGACUCGUAGCCUUCCUUCCUUCACCC